CUACAAUUUAAUUUAACUGUCAAAAACACAAACCCAAAUGAAUGUAAAUUAACGUUCGCUUCUGAAUAUCAUCAAAAAUGGGCAAACUAGAACUAAUCCAAGCCCUCAACAGCGACACGGGUAGAGUAUGGAACGUGGGCUGGCACCCCAAAGGCGCCGCGCUCGCUUCCUGCGGCGAGGACAAGUCCAUCAGGAUAUGGACGAAGGACCUGCGAGGCAAAUGGACGAACAAAAUAGUCCUGACCGACGGGCACAAGCGCACCAUCAGGCAGGUAUCGUGGUCGCCGUCGGGCAACUACCUGGCCUCGGCCAGCUUCGACGCCACAACGUGCAUCUGGGACAGGAAAUCGGGCGAGUUCGAGUGCAACGCCACGCUGGAGGGCCACGACAACGAGGUGAAGAGCGUCGCUUGGUCCAGCAACGGGCUGUUCCUGGCCACUUGCAGCAGGGACAAGUCGGUGUGGAUUUGGGAGGUGAACGACGAGGAUGAGUACGAUUGCACUUCCGUUAUCAAUUCGCACACGCAAGAUGUUAAAAAAGUUACUUUCCAUCCCACCGAAAACAUCCUAGCAUCUUGUUCGUACGAUGACACUAUUAAACUGUACAAAGAUGAACCGAGCGAAUUCGAAUGGAUUUGCUACGAAACACUAACCGGCCAUUCAUCAACAGUGUGGAGUAUCGCCUUCGAUUCCACUGGCUCUCGUUUAGCUUCUUGCAGCGACGACGGCACGGUUAAAAUAUGGAAGGAAUACCCCAGCGGAUUUCCACCAGGAAACGGGGCUCCCACGUGGAAGUGCGUUUGUACGUUAGACGGUUACCACGAACGGACGAUCUACGAUAUCAGCUGGUGCCGUUUGACCGGUCUCAUAGCCACUGCCAGCGGGGACGAUUGCGUUCGGGUGUUCAAGGAAGACGCGAAUUCGGAUCCCGAUCAACCCACUUUCAGUUUAGUGGCUACGGAAAAGGCGCAUAGUCAAGACGUGAAUUGCGUGGCUUGGAGCCCAGAGGUGCCUGGACUGUUGGCGUCGUGCAGCGACGAUGGUGAAAUUAAACUGUGGGAAUUUAAAAAAUAGCGGUUAAAUUGUUAGAGGGUUAAUGUAAAUAUGUUUUAUUAAAUAUUAUGGUUGUUCUUAAA
Messenger RNA from Phyllotreta striolata, 1135 nucleotides. NCBI's taxonomy places the organism in Eukaryota, Metazoa, Arthropoda, Insecta, Coleoptera, Chrysomelidae. The record is from the annotation of a GenBank genome assembly.